CCUUUAAACAACAUUAUAUAUCACACACACUGCAUGCUAAUGCCACCGAGUCUCAAUGAGCACUAAAACACAUCUUAAAAUUAGCUCAUUCUGCUGUCUCAGUUCAAAUGCCUGACUAGGCAACAGAGGGAACAUAUCAUCAGAAUUUCCCCUUUGGCGAUACCUGCUGAUUGGGUCCCAAAAAAAGCUGCGGCUUUUAACUUUUAAUAUUUGGCUCCUGAGUGCUGCCACGAGUAGUCGCGAAAGAUAGAUUCUCCCUCAGCCUUUAUUUGGGAGGGAAGAGAUAAAAGCAAAUAUAGCAGGAACUUUUAUAUACAUAUAUAUCUGAAGUUACAACCUUAGUGCGCAUAUGAGCGCGCAUGUAGGCUUUCUGCUGGAGAAGUUUUGCGAAACUUUAAGGAUGAUAUACCUGGGAUGUUUCCUGUUGCUCUGUGGGCUCACGCAUGUCAUGGCAAGUUAUCCCAUCUGGUGGUAAGUUUCUUUUAUUUUCGUUUUAUUCAGUACAAAUGUUGACAUGUGUUUUUGUGUUUUAUAAAUGUUAACAAGAAGCUGCCCAGUUGUUCGUGUCGGUGUCAGUCUCUCUGGUGGUAUUUUGGUUCCAGACUGCAGCGGUGCGUUCAGGUGCUCUGUCGGUAAAAUGUUUAAACUUUGAUUUUAAGAUGUUACCUGUGUGUGUAAACUCUCUCAGAUCCAAAUAAAGCAUAUAUAACCGGGCACGUGUUGACUAACAUAAGGAGGGAGUUCAAGCAUUUGAGUAAAUUGCGUUAAUUUCAAAACUAGUCAGCAGACAGAGACUCAGACUACCUGAACAAAAACCUGAUAUAUCCCGAGUAUAAGUCUGAAUUGUAUUGCAAUGAAUGCAAAACGCCUUUGAGCAAAAUUUCAUAUGGAGAGUGCAGCAGGUGCAAAGUUGUGUGCUUACAAGUGAGUUUGUUUGUGCGCGUGCGUCCACUCGUGCGCUUAUCUGAGGGUCAAAUGAUGUUGAAUGAGUAUGAACUCUUGCCCAGGGUAAGCUCGGGUCAAGAUUAAUGCCGAGGACAAACCGGGAGAGUUAAUGGAUUAAUACUGUAAAUGUAUUACACAUUUUAACUGUUGCUGCUGUCAUAAGAAUAAUCUGGACAACAUUUAAAAUGAAAUUAUUACACUUUUAUGAUCUGUAUUCUGACAUUUUUUUAUUUAAAACAUAAAUAGGGAUUACUAAAUCCACCCAUGUCUGAUGUAUGAAAGCAGUGUUUGCUAUGACACAUACUGAUAUUUUAAUCCCAGAUGGAUUUGUUUCAAUAACUUUCUGAAGUGUUUUGAAAAAUCCAAACUUGCAACACCUUGGAACAUCCAGAAAACUACUGAGACUACUGCCUUUCUUAAUUUCCUUCUCUUUUCAACAAGCUGAACCUGUAGUUAUUAAAGCUGCAGUUGCCUUUUAACACUUUAUUAAGAAGAAGUGGCUUCAAUGGCACGUUUUUGCAGAUUUUUGUCUCUUAGGUUGUUUUUCUGUCUCUUCUUUCAGUCACGAUUAUUCCUCACCCAUCAGCUGCAAACAUCUAAAUCUUUCAGCACAAAAUGAAUUGCUGUUCUAUAAUAAAUUCUUCCUUAUCUGGAGUUACUUAGGUGGUGUGUGCACUCUUAUCUACUUCCCUUAAUGGGUCCCCCGUUGGUAAUACUGAUGAGAAACUUAUUACACGCACAGCUGGAAGGAAAUCCUGAUAUAACAGUGGGCUGUUUUGAGCCAAGAGGAGGGAAAAACUUACCCAGAUCAGUACAUGCCUGAAUCCAAAGCAGUGUGGAUGCUACCAUGUCCAGCAUGUUUUCAGAAACUAUCAGCUGAUAUGAACAUUUUUUUAACAGUAUUUGGUUGCUGCCAGCGUGUGCAGUGUCAUAUUCUAGCUCUGCUGAUCGACACUCUUGUACACACUGCCAAGAAAAAGAGGCUUUAUUUUCAAUUUUGAUAAGAGGUGGUCUCUUUUUACACGUCUUUCUUGUGAAUCCAGUUAUGAAUGACACAAUAGAGACAGGUUUCCAUCCUGUCACAACAAAAACGCUGCAGCGAGUCAUGAGCUGACUUCUGAGCUGGUGCUCUGAUUACAGGGGGGGAAGGAUCAGUCCUUUAAGUGAUUCAGAGUACAGCAGCGAAACCUAAGUGAAGUAAGCAGAAAAGACCUCUGUAUCACUUCUACCAAUGCAAACAAUCUCAGGCUGCAGAACACGGAGUCACCUUGACUUCUUGACGUAACACUCGAGUUUUUUUUUUUUUCUGACUACUGGUGUAUUUUUCGUAUCAUGGCAACUCAUCCCAAGUCAAAUAACGCAGCCUAAUCCUGCAUUGUCUCUGUGUUUUCAGACAGCAUGCCAGCUAUUUAAGAGCUAUCGCUUCUGUGUAAAGCAACCUGUGAUGUUUAGUUGACAACUUGGCUUCAAGUGGCCAUCAGAGCCACGCAACACUCAAGCCUCUGCACCACAGUAGUCUCUUUUCGCAUCAGGAUACACACCAAGACAGGUUCAUGUCUGUCUCUUCUCGACCUGCCAUGACAUAGCCGGGUUGCACCCGCCGCUCCACCACCACCACCACCACCCCCUUCCCUUCCCUAGUCCACCCCACCUUAGAAGAUAAAUACCUGGAGGUGAAAGCUUGCCGCACAUUCCUUUUCCCAAACAUAUUCUCUUGAUGUCAAAGUCGGCUCCAAGGCCCCAGGGCCCACAAGUAAAGUGGUAAUUCUAAGGUACCCUGCUUGGGCUUGCUGAAAUAUGCAUUAAACCUGCGCUGGAUACACUCAGAUGAGAGGGGGGAAAGUCUGUGCUGGGACAAAAUUUGAAUGUGAUAUAUGUUUUUGUUUAAGUGUUUAUUUAUACCACAUAAGAAACAUUAGCAUUAUUAUUCAAUCCUCAUUUUUUAUUGAUUAUUUCUAAACAGAAAACGUUGAUAUCUCAGUUAUAAUUCAAAAACAAGGGGCACUUAAUGUUUGUCUACAAUGACAAGAACUUUUGUUUUAAUAAAUGUUUGAGGUAGUGUCAAAAAAGAUCAAACUUCAUGCACUCUCUACUUCAAAAAGUCAUACAGUAAAUCAUCUCUGGUGGAACAUGCCCUGCCUUUGCUUUUGGGCCAUUUCCCAACACAGGAAAUGGUGGCAUGGUUCACCCAGCCCCACUGACACACAGAAACACCCGAGUGGAUCACCUGAUGACUCAUGAUGGUCAUAAAUGCAAAAAUACUUCUUAUGGGUGUAGAGAUGAUAAGAAUCAGAUUCAUUUUAUUCUGCAGACCACAAGAAAAUCCUCUGAUAGAUCAACAAAAAGUGACAGAUUCAGACUUUAAGUUGAACCCCACUUGAUGCUGGUUCAAACUGCAGAAAUCUUUUUCCAUUAUGGAGCUGAUGGAAAAGUCAUGGAAACAUCAGAGAUGCCAAGUUUCUUUCAAAGGAAGCUGAUAGACUACUGCUUAUAAAAAAAACCUGUAGGCCUGCAGGACUUGACUGAUGAAUAGCUGUACGUGGGUUUUUUCAUGUCCCAGCUCUGUUUGUUGAGACAAACCUAAAGUCUGAGCCAGUCUGGAGAUGUGGACUCAGGUUUCUGCUGGGAAUGAUGUGCUUCAGGGUAUAGGGACUGACAAGGGCCAAAGAGAGGUCAUUUGGUAAGAGGAGUGCCCUUAUUUACUGAUGGAUGUUGCAGAGACACUACAGGAGAUCGUGAUUUCCUCCAGAGUCAUUUUUGAACUUGCUCUUGCUCGCUCGCUUGGAUGUCUCAUUUAUGAUUAACUUCAUCAGUCUAGUCUGCAGAUAUUAGGCAAGAAAUGUCUUUAAGAGUAGCAUGACACAUGACUCUGACAUUCGCUUGGGGGGGAAAUAACAGCGGUUCACUCACCGGGUCAGCUGAUGGCGUACACACACCUUGACACCUGACAGACAACAUUAAAGAGUAAUAUAGAAGAUGAAAUCAGGCUUUAAAUUUCUAAAUAUAACCAAGGUAUUCAAGGUCAGCGUGUUUGCUGCAGUCGGGAGCCGUCAAAGAGGGGUCGUUGGACUGAGGAGAUCGUUGAGCUCUGAUGGAAAGCAGCCUGAGGCGAGUGUCAGGAGUUUUGGUAAUCUUGUUGUGAUCAGCGAUUAGUCCUUGAACAACAGUGAGCAGGUCAACCGGUAGUGAGUUAACUGAGCGGCAGGAGACAGCACACCUGCUCUGGCUCCGUCUUUGUGCAGGAGCUACAGUAACUGUUAUCAGGCUCAUAUCACUCAGGGGGAGGAUCAGCACAUUACUGCUGCCAGAGUUUGGUCUUUAAUAGACAGUUGAGGUGAAAUGAAGACUCCUCUGUCUUGCCAACAAGCUACUUUGUUGCUACUCUGCAGAGCAUCUGCCAAAGAUAAUAGGAACUCUGCUAUUAAACAAUCAAGUAGUCAAAAUAUUGAUUUUGGUGACACUUCAAUUAUAAGCUUUCAGCUCAGGUCAGCAGGUCAUGCAGCUGCAAAAAAUAAUAAUUUGAUUGUCUCAAUUAUACUAAUGCUCAUGUACUUUGAAAUACACCCCUUAAUGAACAAAUCAACCUGUCAACCGCCUUUGAGUAUAAUACCAGCAUGUCAGCUUUCAGAUGUCCAAAUGCAGACAUGAAACUUGGUCAGACAGGAAAAAUGCUUCUUGAAAUUAGCUAAAUUAUACUGUAAGCAAUGACAAAAAUAUAUGAGCAAUUCAGUGAUUAUUAGUUUAAGUCCUAAUUGAGAGGAUGUAGAAGACAGAAAGACAGAGAGAAAGCAAUAAAGGGGCAGAGAGAAAGAUGUAAUCAGUGGACCAAGUUUGCACUUGUUGUAUCCUCAAAGGAAAAGAGGGGGUUGGGUUGUGUGUUACACUUAAUACACUCUCUGAAGUCUGAAUGUCAGGUUAGCACUCUUAUUACCCUAAGCUGAAGGCCUGUUAAGUGUGAGGACAGUUAAUAAAAGGGUGCAGUUUUCCAAGUUGUCAGCUUAAGGUCUAUGAAGACCUCUGGAUGCACUGUGGACUUUCAUCUCAGACAGAAACAUGGCCUGCGUCUGUGUCAGCAGGGCUGCAAUUUCAAUACACACAAAGGCCAGGUGUCUGCAGAGAGGGUAGUUGAGGGGAUAAAGGGUGGACGCCUAAUGGUAGCACGGUACUGAUACUGCAAAUAAACACACAGUCAAACAUAGUCAGACAUGAAAUUACACAGCACCUGGAGAAGGAAAUUAGCCUCCCGACUGAAGUGAUGUUGAAUCAAUACUUGCACUGCACUGAUGUUUUUGACUCCCCCUCCUCUCCCCUUCCUUCCACACAGGUCACUAGCAGUGGGCCACCAGUACUCAUCCCUAGGAACUCAACCCAUCCUCUGUGGCAGCAUCCCGGGUUUGGUUCCCAAACAGCUGCGAUUCUGCCGGAACUACGUGGAGAUCAUGCCAAGCGUGGCAGAGGGGGUGAAGAUUGGUAUCCAAGAGUGCCAGCACCAAUUCAGAGGCCGACGCUGGAACUGCACCACAGUCAACGAUAACCUGGCCAUUUUUGGGCCGGUGUUGGAUAAAGGUAAUGUUAGGCAUCAGUGUCUGGGUUUAUCAAUCAACAAAUCAAUCCCACGCGUUAUCUUAUUACACUUGGCUUUUUAAAUAUAUCUUUAGGAGGGACUCAGAAAGCAAGCACUUGGUAGCAGUAGCAAGGAAAACUUCCUCCAACAGGCAGACACCUUGAGUAACACCUGAUUUAUUCCUAGCCAACCAUCUGCCAUCUGUAAUGAACUAGAGUAAAAGCUAUCUGUUGUAUAAAUCUCUUCCACACCUUCUUCCAAACAUGAGACAACCCAUUUUUGCAAAAAGAUAUUAAGAUCUUCAAACUACCUGCAGACACAAUCUGGGGGAAAUCAAAGCGAGUUAUUGUGUCUCAGUGCUGAUUAACUCUUCCAUUAACAAUUCUAUAUUCCCUCUGUGUGAUAUUUGCAUUUGAAAAGCUAAACUCCCUGCGUGCAUCAUUCAUUCUGCUCUUUCAAAUCCUUGUUCAAAUAGACUUUAGGCUGAAUAAGCUUUGAGCUGCCUGUAUGCAUGAAAUAAUGUGCACAAUCAAGACUGGUGAGUUCUGUCUGGCUGGAGUUUUCUUUACAAGGGAAUCCCCUGUGAUUGUUUUGCUGUACGAUCAUCUGAAGUGCUUUACACAAGUAUGUAAACUGAGUUUUUUCCAAAAUAUGUUUUCUCCCAUUCAUCUCUCUGAUGAUGUCCUACCACUUUCUGACGUAGGCUUGGUCAAAUCUAGUCUAAUCAUGGGCUCAAGCCGUAAAAAUUCCCAUUUCACAGUUUGAUGAACAAAUGAGGAAGUUUUAUUCGGAGUGGAAAUUACAUGAGUAUUUCCUGUGUGACAAAUAAGAGGCUGUAACUUCAUGAAGCUGUAGCCGAAAGGCCUGUAUCUUUGCAUAGGCCGCCAAACUGACAUGAGACAGUCUGGUCUAUGGAGAAUUUCCUGUUGGCGUCAUUAUGAAGCUACUCCCUGCUCUUGCUCUUACCCCCCUCAUCACAUAGCAGUGUUUGCCUAGCAGAAUGAAUGUAGCUGGAUAACUGGCUGUCACAUAAUUUAUGCUCUCUUAGAUAGUUUCAAGUUUCAAGGCCCCAGUUUUUAACAUCAGUAAUGCUGGCUAUUUUAUACAAUUGGAACUCAUUACUGAUAUCUAAAUCUGUCUAUGAUAGAGUAAGUUAUCAUGUUUUAGGGCACACCUGGUGCAUACUUGCCUGCUAGCUAAAUAUAAGCGUUAGCAGCCUCUUAGCAUACUGGUUCAACAAGGAUUCAUAGUUUAAGGUAGCAAAUUAUGCUAAUGAGUUUGAGAGGUGCUCCAGGCCAUCUAAAAGGAAAUUCUUUAGAGCUGCUGGUGGAACUGUUAGACAUAAAAUAAACUUUGAGAAAUUUGUUUAACGUCAUUUUCACCUGUCUGUUAGCUUGACAUGCAACUACAGCAAACAACCACUGCAACCAAAUGCUGAUGCUUUUAUCAAAGUUUGUUGGUGUUUUUUCUUUAAUUACAGCAACUUUGAGAAGAAUAACGGUUUUUACAAUCGAGAGCAAGGGGGUCAGGAGUCUAAACCUGUCACCUAGUUUACAGAAGAUUGAUGCAAGCACAGGGGGUCGGAGGUUGGUCGGGGCAAUUGCUUUUAAUAAACUCCUGAGCCAGUUGAUAGAAGAAGCUUGAGCUCAAGUAGGUGGCUAACGAUAGGGGUUCCCAGUCUAAGUCCUAUUGUGGUGCAAAAUGCCACCACAUCUCUCCCAUUGCCUCCCCUCCUAGCCCUAAAUUGAGAACUGAGUGGAAAGAGGAAGAAGCUACUGGGCUUUAGUGAAUCACUUUUGAUUGGAUUAAGGUCACUGAGGCCUUUAAUAAUGUGAGGGGUCAAAGUGGCUGGAUUAAGUGCCUUUGUCAGAGGUGACUCAGGGGCUCACAGGCCUUUGAUAUGGCUUAGUAGGAGAGGGCUUCCAUUUCAUUGGAUUUGAUUGAUGCUGGUGUUGUCUGCGCUACAGGGCCAUUGUCCACACUGGUAUCUGUCUGAGAUUCAGACUGUUGUGUGUCAGUUUCCUCUUGGUCUAAGAAGCAGAGAGAUACUUUUAGGGGCUUCAGAGGCUUUGUUGCUAUCAGUUAUCCCAUCACUGUUCAAGACACUCUCAUAGAAGUGCAAAGUUUUAAGAGAGUAAAAGAGAUGUACAAUUAAGAGGAAAAAGCAAUUCAGAGAAUAACGUUGAGACUGAUCUAAUAUUUAAAAAUCACUUACACUACCUACUUCCAGAAGCAUAAGUGCCAGUGCCCAAAUCAUCCAUAACUACUGCAACCACAAACAAGCAUUCAUACAUCUAAUUGUCAUGCAUACUCAUAUCCAACCUCAUCCACCUUCCGAGUUACUCCUGCCUUUUAAAAAACAUGUUUUUAUUUUAUGAGCAUGUUCUGUCUCCUUUAAACACUGCCUGAUCCUCUCUGUGUUUCUCCUUCACUCCACACCCCAAAUCACAUGCCCUACCUCUAGGCUACGUCUGCGUCAGCACUCAUUAAUUUACAUUAACUAAAGUGUCAAAACAUGCACUGCUGGAAUCUGCCUGUGAUGAAAGGUAAUAGAAAGCUGCGCAGGUGUUCUUAGUCCCCAGAGCCGAUCCCAGAGAGGUUUUGGCAUUCAUGGUAUUUACAGAACACCUACCUGAUAUAUGGGUAUAAUCAGGUACCAGUUUAUGAGUCAUAUGAUAGAAUUAGUGAGGGUAACUCAACCAAAGAAGGUGGACAGUCAAAAAUUCACAGGUGUUACCACCCGCACAGGUACAGACGUGCACCCUAUUCUCCAUGAAACCAUUAAAAUCUGAUGUGUCUCAUAGGAAGCUCCUAUUAUGUAAUGCAUGAAGCAUGAGGAAGAGAUUACUGUUGAGUUUCAUUCUGAUUUUCGGUCUCUCUUCCUUGUAGCUACCCUGCCUUGCCACACUCUACCAACCCAGUAAAUUAACCUCAAUCAUUAAGUCCUGUCUAAACUGACUCUGUAAAGGUCAGGGGAUGUGGGUUAUGACCUAUGACCUGAGGAUGAGAAAGUGUAACUAUUUAGGAUGAGCUAAGAGGUCUCUGCUUUUCAUGAGUCGUAUGUCUCUCCAUGCUGGGGGAGGGAAGCUGGCGCACCAGUAUAUCAUUAACUCUGGGCAAGAAAGAAAGAAGGGGUGUGGUAAAUGGAGUUGAUGGGGGGACCUUAGCCCCGCUCCCCGCUGGGCACUGCUCAGAGCACAAUAUCUUCGCAACCAUGAGAUUAAGCAGGAGAAAAAGUGCUUUUCCCCAUUCACACGCCCUUUAGAUUGUUUUAUUAAACCAUUUGAAUAGGGAUUUCCCCGUCUGCCGACAAGCGGGGUCCAGCCAAUGCAUAGUUCUCUGUUGCUAUGACUUAACUUGGUCCCCACUAAUCACUGGCCAGGGCAAAUUUCAUAUAAAAUAUCUCGGGCUAUUGUGGGACUAACACAGCGUGACAGUGGCAGCACAAUAGGAGAUUCAACCCCCCAGCAGGUUGUAGGGACCACUUGGUCUGCCUGGGUCUGGCAAGGUUUGGUGGAGAUGCAUUGUCGGAGUAGAAGUGUCCCAAAAUACCAUAAAUUGGCCAUAAAACUGAACAAAGCAGAGAAACUAAUGAUAGAGCUGGUGUUUCCAGGUAAAAUAAAUGUCGUUGAAGGUGAAUGAAGCAACGUGAAGAAAAGGGAAGUAUCGCCAUUGUAGACUGAGGUGAAAAUAGGUUUAAUUUUCUUAUUUAAUAAAACAGAGUUUCGUAACACACCAAGAAGUUCUCAAGACCUUCCAAGAAGGCCUUCUGUUGGCUUUUUGAUACAUGAGGUCAAGACCUAGGCAUCCAGUGCUUAAACCUGAUGUAGUUAUAUUGAAAUAUAAAGGCAGCGAGAGCAGUUUCUGAAUAAUGCUCACAAUGAUCACUUGAUGUUUUGAACUACGUGUUUUCUCCUUAGACAUGGUGGCACUUAAGAGUGUAUGGCUGUCACAAGAGGUCUGUCACCUCAGAAACUACUUAACCCCCAGAGACACUAGGACAUAUUAAAUUUGCCCCAAUCCCUCUCCUUUGCUCAUUUUAUCCCAAGAUAAUCCUCUUUUCCUCUCCCAUUUGAACUCCUCCACCCCCUUAAGCUCUGCAGCAUCAUUGCCAGUCAUCCAUAAGAUCGCUAUUCCAAAGGAGUUCCCCAGGGUACUGCUUUAGGCUCAAUUUUUUUGUCACAAUUUUCAUACAAAAUAAUUAGGACUCUGCCUCACACCAAAUAAAGUUCAUCUUCUAUGCUGAUGAUACCAUCUCAUAUAGCUGUGUUCAAAUUGUUUAAAUUAGGUUUUUAUGAGGAACUUUAGCAAACUCUCUAUUUGUUCUACAUCAUAUUUUACUGUAAAUAUUUAUAAAUUUUGUGAUCUACAUAUUACAUGCUUGAACUGAUAUGACCGCAAAGAAAUGAAUGCACACUUAUGUAAAGAAAUCAUUAAUGGAUGCAGCGAGCGAGACUCAAGGAAAGACAGCAGUUACAUUGUGAACAUCGGUAACCUUGUGUGUAAUAGCACUGUGAAGUGGGUGGUGGAGGAUGCCAGCAGACCUUUUCUCUUGCAUCAUUGUUCCUAAUGCCCUUUAGUCCUCAAACUGGUUGGAACCUGCUGUAAGGGAGGAGCUCCAACUCUCUUUAGCUUUAUACUCCUGCCUUUUUUCUUUUCUUUCUUUCCCUCUGUCGUUCUUGUUCCCUUGACAGUAGCAUGUGCUCCCUCUUUAUCUGUCUAUCUAUACACACAAGUGCACCAACACAAUCCCAAAUUUCAUGAUUGAUCUUUGAUGCUUUCUUUUCCUUUCUUUCCGCCUUGUUUGUUCAUUUCGUUUUACACCUGGUGUUCCACAUUUUUUUAUCAUGCUCCCUCUGUCUCUUUUCUUCUGAUUGUGCAAGACCGUACAAGUACAUAUAUUCAAGGCAGCUUCCCUGUCAUAAUGAAUCCUGUUAAAGCAGGGUACACUGAAUUGAACCAUAUGCCCCGGUGAUAUGCCUGUAACUGUGAGUUGGAGUUCAGGAUUGCAUAUCUGAACACUACAGCCCCACUUCAAUGCUGUUUCCAUGAUUUGUCCCUGCAGUGUGAGGCUGUUUCCUAACCUUUCAAAAGCUUAAUUGAGUCUCUUAAUUAUAGGCCUGUCAGGACCGUCUCUUCCUCUCAUCUCUUUGGAAGAUCCUGAUCCCUCUGAGUCAUCAGUAAGCUAUGUCAGACAGAGGCAUAGAGACCUCGCUGGCCUGAUUCAGAGACAGGACAAUUGAUGUCUCAGCUAAGAAGACACUAGCGCACCUCAGUAGCUGUAUGACCUAAACACAUGCAGCUAACAAUAAUAAUAGCUUCUCCAGUGUGUAGUUUGUUUGAUGUUGUCUUGUGGGAUUUGGUUGAAUUACUUAUGUAAUCAUACAAGACUGAACACAAGCAGAAACCCACAACAAGCGGUGACCUACAUUCUCUCACGUUAUAGCUUCAAGUUUUUUUAUGAAUAAAAUCUGAGAAAUAAGCAUCAAACACUUGUUACUCAUGUGACAUUAGGUUACUGUUGAAUUCAGCAGAUAUAUGCUGCGUCAGAGUAGUUUUUCCAAAGAUCAGUGUUUUACAGAUUUGUGAACUUGUCUUUCCAGCCACUCGAGAGUCGGCAUUCGUCCACGCUAUCGCCUCUGCGGGAGUGGCAUUUGCGGUGACCCGUGCCUGCGCUGAGGGCUCAGCCACCAUCUGCGGAUGUGACACACGCCACAAGGGCCCCCCAGGAGAGGGAUGGAAGUGGGGUGGCUGCAGUGAGGAUGUGGAGUUCGGGAGCAUGGUGUCCCGAGAGUUUGCUGAUGCAAGGGAGAAUCGCCCCGAUGCACGCUCAGCCAUGAACCGCCACAACAAUGAGGCUGGAAGAAUGGUGAGUUCCUUUGAAAAAAAUUGCUUCUUGUACUGGUGCACUUUUUGUUUACUCAUGUAUGUUAAUAAAGUUAUGUUUGCCCCCUAGUCCCUCAAUGACAACAUGUUCCUGAAGUGUAAGUGCCAUGGUCUCUCGGGGAGCUGCGAGGUCAAGACAUGCUGGUGGUCCCAACCAGACUUCCGAGUUAUUGGCGACUACAUGAAGGAUAAGUAUGACAGCGCAUCGGAGAUGGUGGUGGAGAAACAUAAAGAGUCCCGAGGAUGGGUGGAGACCCUGAGACCCAAGUACAACUACUUCAAACCCCCAACAGAGCGCGACCUCGUUUAUUACGAAAGCUCACCCAAUUUUUGUGACCCCAAUCCUGAGACUGGCUCAUUUGGCACCCGCGAUCGAAUCUGCAACCUGACGUCCCACGGCAUAGAUGGGUGUGACCUUCUCUGCUGCGGCAGAGGUCACAACACCAGGACUGAGAAGAGAAAGGAGAAGUGUCACUGUAUUUUCCACUGGUGCUGCUACGUCAGCUGUCAGGAAUGUGUGAGAGUCUACGAUGUGCACACCUGCAAAUAAGGACAUCUGGUUCUCGUCGAUGCCCACCAAAACUCAAAGACUUUAGUGGGUAGUUGAACAAAUGCAGCAACUUAUAACAAGACAUGAGACACUGUGAAGCAGUCUGACCUAUCUAUGGACUCUAGUGGCAGACUGAGCGGGUGUUUUGUGCUGUAAUCCGAGAAAAGUCAACUGAAGCAGUUGGUGAGACAACGACAUCACAGCGCAUCAUUCAGAAAGACCCUGGUGAUCCCAGAACGAUGUAGAUAUGUCUAGAGAUGGUGAAAGAGUUUUCAUGUACUGACGUAGCAAAGGAAAACUGUUGGCUGAUUGACAAACACCAUAUUGGUGAUUUUUAAACAUUUUUUCUUGUGUUCCUGGUAGUUCCUUUUGUUGAGAAUAGUAAAGCACUGCUUGUGUAUCAUCUGUAUGGGGGCAAACAAUGUAAAAACUUACAUCUUUGGCAUUUUAUCAUCAUGUUUUUGCCAGAAAAAUCUAAUAAGGGAUUAAUAUGACACUCAAAAGCAUGCAUUCUUCUCAUCAUUAUUAGUUUGUAUGUGUGUAUCUGGAAACUAACAUCCUCAUUGUGUGAAUGAUUUUUUUUUAUAUAGUGUUGAUAGGUAACUGAUGUUUGGGUAAGAAUGCACUUGCACCUGAGUGAAUGUAGUUUUUAUGCUGCAACUUGUUUACGAAUUCUCACAGUCUUAAGCUAACAAGUUAAUAUCUGCUUUACGUGACUAACUUUAUAUAUAAAGAGUAGACAUGAGCCACAUCAAGUGAUCAUCUGCAAAACAAGAAUACACAGUCUGCACGUUUCCAGAAGCGCAACAUCAAGAGUCACGACCAAAGACAAGAAAAGUCAAUCUGUGGUGGUCAGAGAGCUGCAAUCGAAUCGAAAGGUCAGCACUUGUGCCCUGUUGAGAAAUAUGAAGCAUGUUCUCCUUGUUUUUAUCAGUAUUAACAUGUGGCUGGGUGUGGGAGAAGCUGUUAUUUAUAAAAGGGAUAUUCCCACUUUGUUUUUGCUGCAUUUGCAUACUUAUUUUAUUUCAAAUUUGUGGAACUAGAAAUAAAUUUUGAAUUCCAGGUGAACAUUAACUUAAUCUGCAGACAAACCGCAAACUAAGCUGCACCACAUAAGCUCUGUAUAACGCAUUAUACUUUGCAGAUGAGUUAAGCAGUGAUGUGCAGGUGGUGAUUCUCAGCUGUGGCCUCUUGUGCUAACUAAACUUAACAACAAGCAGCAUCACUGAAACUAUCAAUUCUUCUCUUAUUGUAAUGCUGCUAAGUAAAGAUAAUAUUUGUGUGAGUGUGUGUUUAAGGUCUUACAUACAAUAUGUCUUUGCAGACGUGUUUUUUUUUUAUGUAUAUUCUUGCAUGUUCUGAUUCUUUCUGUGAAAGAAAUUUAUUCUAUAUAGUCUGGAAAAGAAAAUGUGAAGUUUCAACUAAUUCUUGCAAACAGUUAUUCUCAUUUUAACCAAAUAGACCAAACUAGACUUCUUGUUAUCUUAGCUAUGGUUUUGUAGUGUGCUAAAGAUCAGGGCAAAAUUAUUCAUGAUGUUCUCCAUUAGCUCGACAAAAGUAAAACACUUCAUUGUUUAUUUGGAAAAUGAAAUUCUACUGCCCAGAUAGGUGACAUACAUUUAUGAAAAAGAGUGCAUUUCAUUUCAGUGAUUGACUUAAAUAUAGAAACGCAUGUAAAGUCACUGUUGAAUUAUUGUUCACAGUUUAUGUAAUGAGAUCUGUCAAACCUGCACAACUGUGAGAUUUUUAUCAUAGUUGCCUAUCAACGACAAUUUUUUAUCCUGAUUUAAGUAAAAACAACAAGCAGGUCAUUCACCAUUUUUACAUUGGGAGACAUCAUUUAUAAAGUACACAGCGGCCAUUUUCAGUACAAGAGUUGUUAUCUUGCAUUUAUUACUGUACACUUUAUAUGUGAUUGAUUGCUUGUGUGAACACUUUGCCUUUGGUCUAAUUCUUCGUUAAGUCUUUAAAUCCAAAGUUUUGUACAGAGUAGUUUUUUGUGUUUUUAUGGAUCUCUAAAAUUUGAUGUUUUUUAUAAUUAUUUAUUUCAUGCCUUGUAAAUAGUAGUAAGUGAAAGUAUAUAUUUGCAGAAAUACAUUUUUUUAAACAGUGUUGUGAUUUGUAACACUGUAGCCCUUUUACCUCAUCUCUGUUUUUUAACUGACUGCACACGGGCUCCAUUUGUCCUUCUGCCUGCUGUAGAUUUCUAAAGUUAACUCUGUAACACCAAAAUAAAGCAAAAUAAACAACCAUACUUUU
Messenger RNA from Xyrichtys novacula (pearly razorfish), 14204 nucleotides. The record is from the annotation of a GenBank genome assembly. Lineage: Eukaryota; Metazoa; Chordata; Actinopteri; Labriformes; Labridae.